Molecule: messenger RNA, 417 nt
Organism: Suillus plorans
Lineage: Eukaryota; Fungi; Basidiomycota; Agaricomycetes; Boletales; Suillaceae
Exons: 2
Coding region: 1-417 (138 amino acids)
Biological process (GO): regulation of DNA-templated transcription; DNA-templated transcription
Cellular component (GO): nucleus
Molecular function (GO): transcription cis-regulatory region binding; zinc ion binding; DNA-binding transcription factor activity, RNA polymerase II-specific
Source: RefSeq, a predicted model, not a curated record
AUGCACUUUGCGAAGCACUCCGCGGCUAACGCGCUUAUCGAUGGCUGGAAAUCUGUCGAGUUGUGUCAAGCUUACAUUCUCAUGAGCAUUUAUGCUGUCCCGGCUCGUAGGUGGGAGGAAGACAGAAGCUGGUUGUACACAGGACUUACGACGCGGAUUGCUACAGACUUGAAUUUGCAUCAGGUGUCUACGACACAGCCCCAGACGGAGCGCCAGGAGCGGGAGAUGUUGAAUCGCGCUCGCGUGUGUAUGAUAUGUUUUAAUAUCGACAAAUCAACUGCUACGCAGUUUGGCAAGCCCUCGAUGACUAAGGAGGACUAUAUCACUCGUCAUUCCGCGGACUGGUACAAACAGUCUCGUUCCAGGGACAAGGUGUGUUUCCAAUCUAUCGUUUCGUUUUCCUUUCGCAUUUCUUAG